Angiostrongylus costaricensis is the source of this 1122-nucleotide messenger RNA. The record is from the annotation of a GenBank genome assembly. NCBI's taxonomy places the organism in Eukaryota, Metazoa, Nematoda, Chromadorea, Rhabditida, Metastrongylidae.
AUGGCUGCUGAAGCAGCGAUCUCGGCUCUAAAGGAUCCUUGCGUGGAUUGGGACGUCCUAGCGGAAGAUGAAGUGUCUAUGAUUACACGAAGAUGUGAAGAGUUGCUAAAGUGCUUGGCAUCUCCGAUUUCACUUCACAAUCACAGCAAAGAACUUUUCGCGGUCGAAAGUGCUUGUUUCAGUUGGUUUACUUUCGUGGACGCAAAAAACCUGACUAAUUUGGAUUUGUUUAUUGACAAAGAUUAUCUGCAAAAGGUCCAAACCGCACGAUGUUUUGAUCAUCGUGUUAUGAAAGACAUCGCUGACCGGUUCGACGAAGAAGGAAAUGUUAACUUUGGGAGCGAAUUUAAUAUGACUGAAGAACAAUUGGUUCUUACCAUACUUUGUGGUAUCAUUGAAAAAAGAAACAGACGCAACUGUAAGUUCGAAGUGCUAUGCGAAGCUCUACAGCUUGAAAAGAGCAGUUACUACUCAGUAAAGGCGUUUCUAAAUAGCGGUCGUGAUGAGGAACGAAUGCCUAGACAUUUGGUUGUGGUUAGUUGCUGGCCAUUUUCUUGUGACUGGAGUGCAAUCCACUAUGCAAGCCUUGUUUGGGUGGACAAAGCAAUGCUCGACUUUGAUAUACUCGCUCAUGAAGAGGCGCUUCGACGGCGGCGGUCUACGGAGACUUUUCCGAUGAAUCCUGCAUGUUCAGGAAAUCGACCAUUUGAGGCGAUGGGGUGCCUUCUUUUCAAAAAACAAUUCGUUUAUCAUGGAUUGUCUGCGGCUGCACGCAAAGUGUACUCGAAGUGCUGGUAUUGCAAGUCGGAAGAUCGAGAAAAGCACUCGCCACCUAGAGGUUAUGAAUACGAAGUCGUUCUGGUUGGACACAUCAGUGACCGUACGCGGUCGUUUAUGAUCAGAGCACGACAACGUCAGUAUGGCGAGCGGUCUGACCCAUCUGAGGCUCUGAAACGAUCGUCAUGGAAGGAGUUGAGAUCCGGUCAUUCGGCCUCGGAAGUCCCACCUUCGAGUGUUGGUAAUUUUAAUUCUAAUCGCUGUACAUACUGUUCCUUCGUUUUCUCUGGUGAAGUGUGGAAGCUUCCAGUUUACUUCUUAUAUAAGAAAACUGAGGAACUGUGA